This is a messenger RNA of Mesorhabditis belari, 744 nucleotides long. Lineage: Eukaryota; Metazoa; Nematoda; Chromadorea; Rhabditida; Rhabditidae. The record is from the annotation of a GenBank genome assembly.
AUGCUAUUGUUUGGCUACAUGCUGGUGCUCAUUGGUUUUAUUUUCGUAAAUGCCGAUGAAGAAUUCGACAUUGAAUUGUUAUCAGAAGAAUGCGAUUGCCGGGAUUGGUAUGGAGUUUGUCGAAAGCAAGGUGCUGAAUGGCUUGAUGAGAAUGUUUGGAUGUAUAACUGUUCAUCUUCUAACGGGGCAAACGCUACCUUCGUCGGUUGUAUGUCACCACAGAAAGAACUAAUUUCAACAAAAAUAAACAAAACGGUGGAGGGUUUUUGGCAUGCUUGUGAUGAAGAUGAUCUGCGAAUUAGGUAUGAGCAAGAGCCUCGAUGUCUGGUUGAAAGUGAAUCAUAUCACGUUGGGUCGACUUUUCGAUUGGGUACAUUUCAGUGGAUUUGCCUUGAUACGGGUAGAUGGAUUACCGGAUGUUUCUACAAAAACGAAACCAAUAACGAUGUUUUAUUGAGAAUCGGAGAAACAGGAUACAAUGGUUUGAUUAAACAUGUUUGCGAUCGUUUCGUCGAUUACCCGGGAAGAGUUCAAUAUUAUGCUGAAGUUCGCGAUGACGUUCAUGUGAAACAUCCAACUAAUAAAGGUGUCAAUCAAAAUUUCCCCCCAUCGAAAGAGGAACUCAUUCAGGGAAAAGUGAAUCGUUGGCUUCAUGAGAACUCGGCGGCUUUUGUUUCAAAUGGAGAACAAUUCGGCGCUCGGAUACGAUAUCUCCCUGCAUCAAGAAGCGACUGGACAAAGAAA